UCUUGAUUUGAUUUCUAAUUACAGCCCUCGCUGUGCUCAACUUUCCCUUCCCUUGGUGGAAUCGCGACAAUGCGCCAAGCUACUACUUUCCUUUUGAACACGAACUCAGGUUAUGUGCGCCUGCGUUCGAUCAACCCGUCUCUCCCGCGGCAUGCGCGCAUCCCGGGUUCUUUUCGCUCCUUCUCGGUUGACCCCUACUCGACUUCAUCAUCUCAUGGCAUCUCAUCCCCUUCGAACCGAUCCUCUUCCCCUGGUGUCAUAACCUCGCAGUCCACCUCUACUGACCGUGGACUCCUGCUGCCCUCGUCUUCAGCCUCCUUCUCUACCUCCUCACAGCGGUCGGAUCCCGGCGACUGGGAUGCGAAUCCGGACCUAUCAAUCUCGGCAUUUUCGGAGCUACCUUCGAAAGACUUCGGUGUCAACCAGCAUAUGGUAAUCAACCAGGAGUUCAAAGAAGCCUUGCGUCAGAUUCUUUGGCAGUUCCGAGCCCCAAUUCGAUAUGCGUUUGCCUAUGGAUCCGGUGUCUUCCAACAGACAGGCAGUGCGCCUGGCUCCAGCCAAUGCCACCCGUCGGCCCCAGCAGCCAUCAAGAACAUGCAACAGGGGCAAGGGAAAAUGAUUGACUUUAUUUUUGGAGUAUCAUACUCCCAACAUUGGCACUCCUUGAAUCUGAGCCAGCACCGAGACCAUUACUCUGGCCUGGGCUCCUUGGGCUCUUAUAUGGUAUCCCAAGUGCAGGAUCGUAUUGGCGCCGGCGUUUACUUCAACCCUUACAUAACCGUCAAUGGCACACUGAUCAAAUAUGGGGUCGUGAACCUUGAUACACUAUGCCGGGAUCUCAGCCAAUGGGAUACCUUGUAUCUUGCUGGACGGCUGCAAAAGCCGGUCAAGAUCUUGCGUGACCACCCGAAGGUGCGGCUGGCGAAUCAAAUGAAUUUGCUAUCCGCCGUCCGAGUAGCUCUACUGCUUCUUCCGGCUGAGUUUACCGAGUUUCAACUGUACAGUACCAUUGCAAGCAUGAGCUACAUGGGGGAUCUGCGCAUGGCACUGCCAGCGGAAGAUCCCCGCAAGGUGAACAACAUCGUGUCGUCACAGAUGGCUAACUUCCGGCGACUAUACGCGCCCCUAAUCGAGAACUUGCCCAAUGUCACGUUCAACGACAAGCGUUGCACGGAGGGCGAUUGGAUCGACGAUCCCGAAGCCAACGUGCGCCUCACUCAGGACAUGGAUCCGGUCAAGCGUGGUAACAUGGUUCGCCGUCUGCCCGACUCCUUCCGUGAGAAGCUCUACUUCCAGUACCAGACCCGUUAUCAAAUCCCUCGGGUCGAGUUCGACCAGAUGAUGAAGGAGAGCAACAACAACGACUCCGACUUAGUGCGUCGGAGGCAAGGAGGUCCAUUCGAACAGCGGAUCGCCGAUGACAAGAACCUCACGAAAGAAGUACAGACUACCAUUGCAAAGACCAUCCGCUGGCCCAGUACGGUGCAAUCGGCGAAGGGUCUCCUGACCUCGGGAGUCAGCCGAACCUGGCGAUACUUGCGCGAGAAGCAAGAUAAAUACAAGAAGUCUGGCAAAAAGGCCAAGACUUCCGAUGCAGCUGAAGAAUAGAAACUUAUGACUAAAGCAUGAUUGCCCGCUCGAUCCUGAAGGGACAUGGGCAACCCUAGAUGACAUUUGUCUGAAGGCAUUUGAGGCGUUGUUGCUUGUACGGCAUUGGUAGUCAUGUGUGUAUCUAGUAUAUCAUCUUGAGAGUCCUAAAUGAUCCAAAAACCAAGGACUGCCGACAGUAUAUAGAAGGCCUGGAGCAUUACAUAAGAGAAUAAGAUAGAUAGAUGAAUAACAAACUGUACAAUAGUGGGAUUAAGACUUGUCCGUUUUAUCUUAAUUUUAUACU
Aspergillus piperis CBS 112811 is the source of this 1894-nucleotide messenger RNA. RefSeq names its product phosphatidate cytidylyltransferase. The record is from RefSeq and is a predicted model, not a curated record. Gene Ontology annotation, biological process: CDP-diacylglycerol biosynthetic process; cardiolipin biosynthetic process. NCBI's taxonomy places the organism in Eukaryota, Fungi, Ascomycota, Eurotiomycetes, Eurotiales, Aspergillaceae. The coding region runs from base 70 to 1608 and encodes 512 amino acids. The transcript has 2 exons. Gene Ontology annotation, cellular component: mitochondrion. Gene Ontology annotation, molecular function: phosphatidate cytidylyltransferase activity.